Messenger RNA from Selaginella moellendorffii, 1689 nucleotides. Its product is annotated as non-canonical poly(A) RNA polymerase PAPD5. Gene Ontology annotation, molecular function: mRNA binding; poly(A) RNA polymerase activity. Gene Ontology annotation, biological process: RNA 3'-end processing. The record is from RefSeq and is a predicted model, not a curated record. Lineage: Eukaryota; Viridiplantae; Streptophyta; Lycopodiopsida; Selaginellales; Selaginellaceae. Gene Ontology annotation, cellular component: nucleolus; TRAMP complex. Bases 21 to 1646 code for a protein of 541 amino acids. The transcript has 13 exons.
GUUUAUAGCUCGGCUCGGCCAUGGAAGGCAGCAAUGCGUUCGUCUACGAUCGACUGGCGCCGAUCGGCAUGGAUUUCGCCCUAGGUGAUGCAGAUGAGAUUGUAGAGGCGCCGGCUGUGAGAAGCGAGGAUGGAAAUCCGGGUGCUUCCGCCGCUCCGGGAAGCGUGAUUGAAAUCAGCGAUGGCGAGGCGGAGAUUGACUACAUUUCGCUCGCUGUCGACGGGCUUGUGAAAGCCGUGGAGCAGGAAGAGGAUCCCGACGAGGCCUUGGUAAAUCUCGCCGCCAGUGACGAGUUGGACCUGGAAGUGGACAACUACAAUGACAAGAAGAUUUGGCCGUGGAUGGAGGCUAGAGAAACGAAUUUCCGGAGUCCAGUGCUCCAGCUCCAUCAAGAGAUUUUAGAUUUUUGUACGUUCAUCUCACCGACUGUGGAGGAAGAGGCCGAACGUGCUGCAGCUAUUAAUCGUAUAAGCAAUGCGAUAAAGUCGCUGUGGUCACACUGUAAGAUUGAAAUUUUUGGAUCAUAUGCUACUGGGCUCUAUCUUCCGACGAGCGACAUUGAUGCUGUGAUUCUAGACUCAGGAUGCGAUAGGAUCGUAAGCGGUCUUAGAGCAAUUUCCAUAGAGCUUAGGAAGCGAAAGUUGGCCAGGAAAAUAACGAUCAUAUCAAAAGCACGCGUCCCGAUUAUAAAGUUUGUGGAAUCAACGAGUGGAAUUUCAUUUGAUAUCAGUUUCGAUUUAAGAAAUGGACCCGAAGCAGCAAAGUUCAUACAGCGAGCUAUUGGAACUUUGCCUCCUCUGCGGCCUUUAUGCAUGGUGCUAAAGAUCUUUCUUCAACAAAGAGAACUGAAUGAGGUGUACUGUGGUGGAAUAGGCUCAUAUGGUCUUCUAAUCAUGCUCAUUACGCAUCUUCAGAUGCACCCGAGUCGGCAUCAUGGCGGCAAUCUCGAAACUAAUCUGGGUGUUUUGCUGCUGGACUUCUUUGAUUUGUUUGGUCGUAGUCUCAACAUAAGAGAGGUUGGGGUCUCUUGCGCUGAUGGUGGAAGGUUUUUCUCGAAGGUUUCGAAGGGGUUUGUUGAUUACAAACGGCCGUUUUUGCUAGCUGUCGAGGAUCCUCAGGCACCAGAGAACGAUAUAGGAAAGAACUCUUUCCAGAUUCCCAAGAUCCGUGCGGCAUUCGUCCUUGCCCACAGGCUGUUGGCAACGACUACUGCAAACACUGGAAAUACUGGAAUACUGGGCCGAAUCAUUCGCGGCGACAGCAUUCUAACCAACAGGAAGCGCACGACGGCCGGUGACGCUAAGGCUUGCACGUACUUUUUCGAUCCAAUAGAGGAGCUACCCGAUGCCGACACAAUGCAGCCGAAGAAGUUCAAGUACAAGAAGAGACACAGGCCGGACGACUCCAAGCAGCACAAGAAAAAGAAACGGGAGGAACACGAGGAACGCAGGAAACGAAAGCGCGAUGAGGCCUCCUCGUCAAGCCGGAACUCAAGGUGGAAGAAAGUGGAGGAGAGGGAAUCGCCAGGCCCGAGAUUGUCGAGGAGGACUACAUACACUGAUCACUGCGACCACGACGGCGUGGACACGGGCCUAAAGAGAGUCAUCGUGGCCUCGCCUUCGCACAAAAAGUUUAAGUACUCGUGAGAAGAGACCCCUCAAACUAAACCAAAGCCUUACGACCGCGAAA